Molecule: messenger RNA, 744 nt
Organism: Tilletiaria anomala UBC 951
Lineage: Eukaryota; Fungi; Basidiomycota; Exobasidiomycetes; Georgefischeriales; Tilletiariaceae
Exons: 2
Coding region: 105-518 (137 amino acids)
Source: RefSeq, a predicted model, not a curated record
GCUACCGUCUGAAGGCCGGUUGCAUUCGCGUGUGCUGAUCAAGGUGGAAGAGGGAGUGGCUCUUUUCGAAAGAAAAAGGGGUGAGGGUACUUGUUGAUCGCGGGAUGAGCGAGCGAUUGCGCUUCAAGCAAGAUGAACAGCAACCUGUCUGGAGUAGGUUAGGUGGAGUUCCGAUGGGAGGGUGUGUAGGGGUAUGUACGUAUGUUGUAAACGCUCGAGCCGCAGCGGAACGUGUCAAGGUCCUACGCCAGUUUGCACUUGCGAAGAAGGGCCGACGUAGUGAUCAUGAGAUGACCUUCUCGAGAGGCUGUGCAGUGCAGUGCACAGUGCUGUGCUGUGCUUAUAAAUACCCUGUACCCACCCCUCGCCAUGUAUCGGUAUUCGGGGUGUCGUGGGCAGAGGCUGCGCUGUGGGCCUGGAAUCCAGCAAAGAAGACGAUGCACCGCCGCCUGCAAUAUGUGUAUGUACUCUGUGAGGUUUGCAAAGAAGCUAUCUUCGGAGCUCCCGCCGACCGCUAAAGUGCCCUUUUAGAGGGUGAGAAGGUGCCAAAAGCGGAGAAGUUGAAGGUGUGGUCGGUCGCCAUCCAUUCAGUCGGCGCGACAGUGAGGAGCGAUCAGUCUGGUCCUAGCAGGACGGCCACCAGUCGGGUGAACACCGCAACAAUGCCAAGCUGCCAAGCGUCAAGCCUCUUCACCACUGCACCCACCCACCCACCAGCGUAGCACUGCACUGAACUGCAACCGU